AUGCGUUACUCUACGCUCGCCUCCGCUGUCCUUUUGGCGGCGGCAGCUGCUCCCGCGCUCGCUCACCCGGUCACCAUUCGUGCGACCGAGGAUACCUCCAUAGUUGAGCGUGAACUCCAAGAUGAACUGGUGGAGCGCGGCUACUAUGACGACCUCGUCUCUCGGGACCUGGAGGCACGCAAAGACUCUGCCCGUGGGCCUACGCAUCUCGCCGGGAUGAUAAAGAAGGAUGCGGCGAAUCUGCACCGCCAACGUCCCGACGUGAAUUCGCCGAGCGGGUCAGCUCGACACGCCUAUUCUGGGUCUCAUCCGUCUCAUUCGCAUCCCAACCGCGUCCGGAGCGACGACGAGAUAGUCGAGCGUGCCCUGCCCGGACGCAAGGGGCCUGUGCGGCAGACUGGUCCUCCUCCCCUCCAUCCAGGCCCUGACCCUCGUCCGCGACCCCGAAGCGACUACUACGACAUAGUCGCGCGUGACCUGGAGGCACGCAGGCAGCCCCCUCGUCCCCCUCGUCCCGUUACCCCUCCCCCUCCCGCGCCCAGGCCUUGGGCGCCCCCUCGUCCCGCUACUCCUUACUACCCGCGACCCCGGGGCGACAAUGAGUGGUUUGCCCGGGAGUACGACGUCGACGGCGAGCUGUUCGAGCGCGGUUUUGAGAUAGAUGAGCUUGACUGA
Fomitopsis serialis is the source of this 675-nucleotide messenger RNA. RefSeq lists its product as uncharacterized. The record is from RefSeq and is a predicted model, not a curated record. The transcript is spliced from 2 exons. The coding region runs from base 1 to 675 and encodes 224 amino acids. Lineage: Eukaryota; Fungi; Basidiomycota; Agaricomycetes; Polyporales; Fomitopsidaceae.